UGUGAAAAGGGAGUGGGACUGCAGGCGAAAGCAAGAACUUUGCCUCUGUACUUUUACCUUUUGGAUUGGGCUUUUUCCAAUAAGAGGGCGAAAUGGAAGCUGUGGCCGUCUUCGGAAGAGGAGCUCCGCCACUUCUCCGGCCGCCGACCAGAACCUUUUGCAGCUUAACCCACUCCCGGACGGCCGCCCUACGCCGUCGUGACCUUCUUUCAGCAUUCCCUUCGAAUUCCCAUCUCUUCUCCAAAAUUUCUACUCGUUCUCGUGCUUCUUCCAUUGACAAUGAAUCCUUCAUCUUUUUGCCCCAUUUGGUUGCCUCCCUGGAGCGAGUCGACCAGACUUACAUUAUGGUGAAACCUGAUGGUGUUCAACGUGGCCUUGUUGGAGAGAUAAUUUCGCGAUUUGAGAAGAAAGGGUUUAAGCUUACUGGCUUGAAACUCUUCCAAUGCUCUAAGGAUUUGGCUGAGGAACACUAUAAAGAUCUCAAGGGCAAGUCCUUUUUUCCUGGUUUAAUUGAGUACAUAACAUCAGGUCCCGUUGUGUGUAUGGCAUGGGAGGGUGUUGGUGUUGUGGCGUCAGCACGUAAGUUAAUCGGAGUUACAAAUCCUCUCGAAGCUGAGCCAGGAACAAUAAGAGGGGAUCUUGCUAUUCAAAAAGGAAGGAAUGUGAUUCAUGGGAGUGAUAGUCCUGAGAGUGGCAAGCGUGAAGUAGCUCUCUGGUUCAGAGAAGGUGAAUUGGUAGAGUGGGAGCCAGCUCUUGUACCAUGGCUGAUAGAGUGAUGGUGUCUAUGAAGCAUCCAUGUACUCAGUGAAAAUUGUGAGCAUUCUUGUCUGUAAUCUUGAAUUAUAGAAUAAGAUGUCAGCAGAGCCCUGUAAUCUUCCUCACAGAACUUUUUAUCCAAACAAAAAAGGAGAAAUCCAUUUUGAAUGUUAAGACUCCAAAGAAAUUUUCAUCA
Benincasa hispida (wax gourd) is the source of this 952-nucleotide messenger RNA. RefSeq names its product nucleoside diphosphate kinase 2 (gene NDPK2). Gene Ontology annotation, biological process: CTP biosynthetic process; GTP biosynthetic process; UTP biosynthetic process. Gene Ontology annotation, molecular function: nucleoside diphosphate kinase activity. The record is from RefSeq and is a predicted model, not a curated record. Lineage: Eukaryota; Viridiplantae; Streptophyta; Magnoliopsida; Cucurbitales; Cucurbitaceae.